GGGGUACGGUGAAAGUUGCAAAUUCCAGGUACUUUCCUUAAACCUUCGAAUCAUCUCAUCCCUCUGUGUCUAUAUCAUCUAUGUCCUUGUAUCUAUUAAUCUAACCGAACUUCACAAUAAUCAUCGCUGAAAAAUCCGACAUCUGAAUCGAAAUCAUGAACAUCUUCGCUAAGAAACCCACAGCCAAAGAGGCGCUUCGAGAGAGUAAGCGAGAAAUGACCAAUGCGACCAGAGGUAUUGAGAAGGAAAUCACCACCUUGCAAUUGGAAGAAAAGAAGCUUGUUGCGGAGAUAAAGAGAACUGCUAAAACAGGAAACGAGGCAGCAACUAAAAUUUUAGCACGUCAGCUAAUCAGGCUUAGGCAACAAAUAGCAAAAUUACAAGGUAGCCGAGCUCAAAUGAGAGGUAUAGCGACGCACACACAGGCAAUGUCUGCCCAAUCAUCAGUGGCUGUUGGCAUGCAAGGAGCCAGCAAGGCAAUGGCAUCUAUGACUAAACAAAUGUCCCCAGCUAAGCAGGCGAAGGUGAUACAAGAAUUUCAGAAGCAAUCAGCACAGAUGGAUAUGGCUACUGAGAUGAUGUCCGAUGUCAUAGACGAUGCUUUAGAUAAUGACGAGGCUGAAGAGGAAACUGAAGAGCUGACAAACCAGGUCCUAGACGAAAUUGGAGUUGAUGUUGCCUCUCAGUUAUCAGCAGCACCCAAAGGAAGAAUUGCUGGGAAGACGACCGAGGAUGCUAACAGUUCUAGCAUUGAUGAGAUGGAGAAGAGGUUGGCAGCCCUUAGAAAUCCUUGAACUGAAGAUUCAAGGGCAGACCAUGUUUCAUGGCCUAAUUGAUAAUUGGAUCCUCCUUUUAAUUUGUGAAUUUGUUGAAGGUUGCACACUGCACAUAGUUUUUCCAUCGUCUGUGCUUGCAUUUUCGUUUCUCCAAAACCAUGAUAUUAAAUGGAAUUAAUUUGUGUAUUGUCCAGUGAAAGUGCAACUCUCGUGCAUUUGAUAAUGACGAUAUUACUCCUGUAUCUAGUGCUUACCUGAUGAUUUUAUUUGUUCAAGCUACCAAUAUGGGUGAAUUUAGUAAAUCUUAUGAGUCAGUUGUUGCUGAA
Camellia sinensis is the source of this 1102-nucleotide messenger RNA. RefSeq names its product vacuolar protein sorting-associated protein 2.3 (gene VPS2.3). Gene Ontology annotation, biological process: vacuolar transport. The record is from RefSeq and is a predicted model, not a curated record. Lineage: Eukaryota; Viridiplantae; Streptophyta; Magnoliopsida; Ericales; Theaceae.